AAUAUGCUAAAGAAGGAAAAAAAGAAAGCUCAAGAUGCUCUCCACUUAUCCAGCAUGGAUAGAAGUGAAUGUAGACACUCACAGAGCUCGCCCUUCCCACCUGGGAACCCUGAAGGUCUGAGGAUGUUGCCAUCCUCAGCAACCACACAAGUCCAGGAUGUCAGCACUUUUGGGUACCAAUCCAGUUUGCUCCACAGAAAAACAGGGAUGAGAGAAGAAAUGUCAUUAGGACGACAAGAAGCUUUUGAAAUCUUCAAGAGGGACCACGCUGACAGCGUCACCAUCGAAGACAACAAACAGAUUUUGAAGCAGAGAUUUUCUGAAGCGAAGGCCCUGGGAGAAAGUAUAAAUGAAACAAGAAGUAAAAUUGGUAAGCAGAUGAUAUUCUGUGAGCCUUUUUCACAGACCAUUUUCUUGAUAACUAUUUCAGGAUAA
Messenger RNA from Leptonychotes weddellii (Weddell seal), 435 nucleotides. NCBI's taxonomy places the organism in Eukaryota, Metazoa, Chordata, Mammalia, Carnivora, Phocidae. The record is from RefSeq and is a predicted model, not a curated record.